Plasmodium vivax (malaria parasite P. vivax) is the source of this 594-nucleotide messenger RNA. RefSeq lists its product as hypothetical. The transcript has 2 exons. Lineage: Eukaryota; Apicomplexa; Aconoidasida; Haemosporida; Plasmodiidae. The record is from RefSeq and is a predicted model, not a curated record. The coding region runs from base 1 to 594 and encodes 197 amino acids.
AUGAAAAAGAAACGUUCUAAUAGCAGAGAAAAUAUUUUAACAUGGCAUGUGAAUAAUCAGGAAGAAAGCAACGGAGGAGAGGCUUCAAGUGUGAUGCCAUCAGGAAAAAAGCACAGCAACAGAGAAAAAAAGAAUACUUUUCUGUUAAAUAAAAUAUUCAUCCUUUCCGCAUUGGUGUGGACGUAUCAAUUUUUUAAUGAGGACUCGUUUGAACAAUGCGGCCACAAGAUAAAACCCAGCGGCGGUAGUAGCGGCAUAACUGAUUUAAGGACCAACAGAUCACUGUAUGAAGAUACUCCAUUCCAAACAUUCAAUGAUGAUUUAAUAAAAGAAGAUGUAUCAAAAGAUAAUAUAAUAAAUGAAGACUUAAUGGAUAGUUCCUUAAUUAAUAAUGGCAUACUGAAUGAAAACUUAAAAAACAAUUUAAGUGAUGCAACCAAUGAGGAGGCUAACAGAGAAAAGGAGAAAAUUAAAUCCAUUUUGUAUUCCUAUAUGGAAAAAAUUGAUGCCAUGCAUGAAGAUAAAUUGUUUUAUAAAUUGUUUAGGAAAUGCCGAGAAGAAGAAAAUGAUGAAAAUCCUACGAGGUUUUUUUAG